Messenger RNA from Candida tropicalis MYA-3404, 1125 nucleotides. RefSeq names its product multifunctional nuclease. The transcript has a single exon. Lineage: Eukaryota; Fungi; Ascomycota; Pichiomycetes; Serinales; Debaryomycetaceae. The record is from RefSeq and is a predicted model, not a curated record. Gene Ontology annotation, molecular function: 5'-flap endonuclease activity; DNA binding; 5'-3' exonuclease activity. Gene Ontology annotation, cellular component: cytoplasm; nucleus. Bases 1 to 1125 code for a protein of 374 amino acids.
AUGGGUGUUAAAGGGCUUAAUAAGUUAAUCAAGGAGCAUUCUCCUAAUGCAUACAAAGAAUAUCAAUUGAAAAAUCUUUUUGGAAGAAAAGUUGCUAUUGAUGCAUCAAUGUGUCUUUAUCAAUUUUUGAUUUCAGUAAGACAAUCAGAUGGACAACAAUUAACCAAUGAUGAUGGGGAAACAACAUCCCAUUUAUCAGGGAUAUUUUAUCGUACGAUUAAAAUGGUUGAAAAUAACAUUAAACCAGUUUAUGUAUUUGAUGGUAAACCACCAGUAUUGAAAGGAGGAGAACUAGAAAAGAGAUUAUUACGUAGAGAAGAAGCUCAAAAACAAAAAGAUGCACUUAAAGAUGAAGGUACAGUUGAAGAUCAUUUAAAAUUUGAAAAAAGAUUAGUUAGAGUAUCAAGAGAACAAAAUGAAGAAGCUAAGAAAUUAUUAGAAUUAAUGGGAAUUCCAAUUGUUGAAGCUCCAUGUGAAGCUGAAGCACAAUGUGCUGAAUUAGCUCGUGGUGGUAAAGUAUAUGCUGCUGCAUCUGAAGAUAUGGAUACUUUAUGUUAUGAACCUCCUCAAUUAUUAAGACAUUUAACCUUUGCUGAAGCUAGAAAAAUCCCAAUUGAUGAAAUAUCUUAUAAAGAAGCCAUGGCAGGGUUGGAUAUGAAUAAAGAACAAUUUGUUGAUUUGUGUAUUUUAUUGGGUUGUGAUUAUUGUGAAACUAUUAGAGGUGUUGGUCCAGUCACUGCUUAUAAAUUAAUUAAAGAACAUGGAUCAUUAGAGAAAAUUGUUGAAUGGAUAGAGAAAGGAAAUACUAAAUAUACUGUUCCUGAAAAUUGGCCAUAUGCUGAAGCAAGAGAAUUGUUCUUAAAUCCAGAAGUUAAAAAAGCAAGUGACAUAAGUUUGAAAUGGAAAGAACCAGAUGUAGAAGGAUUGAUUGAAUAUAUGGUUAAAGGCAAAGGGUUCAGUGAGGAUAGAAUCAGAAGUGGUGCUGAGAAAUUGAAAAAAGGUUUGAAAGGGGGAGUUCAAGGUAGAUUGGAUUCAUUCUUUACGGUAGUUAAAAAAGAUGAUGGCAAGGACAAAAAGAGAAAAUCAACUGCCAAAGACACUAAAUCCAAAAAACAAAAGAAGUAA